Messenger RNA from Polychytrium aggregatum, 1258 nucleotides. RefSeq lists its product as uncharacterized. Gene Ontology annotation, cellular component: lysosome. NCBI's taxonomy places the organism in Eukaryota, Fungi, Chytridiomycota, Chytridiomycetes, Polychytriales. Bases 72 to 1076 code for a protein of 334 amino acids. The record is from RefSeq and is a predicted model, not a curated record. The transcript is spliced from 3 exons. Gene Ontology annotation, molecular function: cysteine-type endopeptidase activity.
ACGCUGCAAAUCGCAAAGGCCGGCCCCAAGCUCUCCACCCCUCUCUCUUGCCUCCAACACCAACCGCUUCUAUGAUCUUCAACACUGGUCUCGCCGUUACGGCCUUCCUUGCGCUCUCUGUGGCUUGCGAAGCUGCCUCGGUUCCCAAGGGUGGCAAAUGGGACAAGUACCGCCAUUCGCUCGACAAGGUGCUUGGCUCCGCUGAGACGACCACCAGCAUGGCCGGCGAGUCCAAGAGCCUCUUUGAUGCCUACACGGCCCAAAACAGCGACCCUGCCUUCCAAGGUCUCGUCAAGAAGGCCAAGGACUACAUCGCAGCCAACUCGGGCUUUGCCGAGCAAUCCCUCGAUGAGGAGACCCUCGACUCGCUCGUUACCGAAGCCUUUGGCGGCGACACCACCGAGGCCCACACCGAGGCCUUCCUCGCGGCUGCUCUCCCGACCUCCUGGGACUCGCGCUCCAAGAACUGGGUCUCGUCGAUCAAGGACCAGGGCCAGUGCGGCAGCUGCGUUGCCUUCUCGUCGGCUGCCACCGUCGAGAGCACCUUCCUCAGCAAAAAGGGCAGCAGCAUCGAUGUCUCCGAGGCCGACAUCUUCUUCUGCCUUGCUGCUGGCCAGGCCCAGUGCAGCACCGGUUGGUACCCAAGCUCGGCUGCCAGCGCCAUCUCCCAGAACGGCGUCGCCAAGGAGAGCUGCUUCCCUUACCGAGCCGGAAGCGGCCAGGACCAGACCUGCAAGCGCGGCUGUGCCAGAACCGGCGGUCUGUCCCAGGCUUCGUUCAGCAGCGUCAACCAGAUCAAGAACCACAUCAUGAACUACGGCGCUGUCCUCACCGCCUUCACCGUCUACCAGGACUUUAUGAACUGCUGCACCAACAACCAGGUGUACAUGCAGCGCUCCAGCCAGCAGGAGGGUGGCCACGCCGUCUCGAUUGUUGGCUGGAACGACAGCAAGAAGGCCUGGCUCUGCAAGAACUCCUGGACUACUUCCUGGGGAACCAACGGCUUCUUCUGGAUUGGAUAUGGCCAGUGCGGCAUUGGCUCCACCAGCCAGACCUUUGGCUUCACCACCGCCUGAGCGACUGCCGAUGUCGGAAUCGAGCGCCGCACCAUGUUUUGCCUGUUGCGGGUGCCUGUCGACCAAGUACCCCCCCCUUCGACUAAACCUCCUCUGUCAGCGUGAUGUCGACUUGUUUGCAUCGAUGUCGUCUCUCCUACGCCUUCUCCGCCGCCCACCUCUGCCCAAACCUCCUCCAGACC